Messenger RNA from Gastrolobium bilobum, 537 nucleotides. Its product is annotated as disease resistance protein RPV1-like. The coding region runs from base 1 to 537 and encodes 178 amino acids. NCBI's taxonomy places the organism in Eukaryota, Viridiplantae, Streptophyta, Magnoliopsida, Fabales, Fabaceae. Gene Ontology annotation, biological process: signal transduction. The record is from RefSeq and is a predicted model, not a curated record. The transcript has 2 exons.
AUGGCCGAAGGACAAGGAACUUCCUUUUAUUCAACAGGUGAAUAUGCAUAUGAUGUGUUUUUGAAUUUCAGAGGAGCAGAUACUCGUGAAGGAUUUACCAGCCUUCUCCUCAACCAUCUGAAAGAGAGAGGAAUCCGAACCUUCUUUGACGAAGACUCGCUUAGAAGAGGAAAACAAAUCAACUCCUCCCUCUUAAGAGCCAUCGAAGAAUCGAGGGUUGCCGUCGUUGUAUUCUCUCCAAACUAUGCGUCCUCAAAGUAUUGUCUGGAUGAACUUGUCCAUAUCCUCGAUUGCUGUAAGGGUAUCGACCGGUUGGUUUUGCCGGUUUUCGUGGACGUGGAUCCCUCACAAGUAAGACAUCAGAGUGGGGCUUAUGGUGAAGCCUUGGAUAAGCACGAGAAACAGGAUCACGUUGACAAGCAGAAGCUUCAAAGAUGGAGGCAAGCGUUAACUGAUGCAGCUGAUUUGUCAGGCUGGCAUAUUCAACAAGGGUAUUUGGCUAAUACUCACACUAUAAAUGCUAUAUCAGGGCAAUGA